GGUUUCGGCUGCAGUGCACUCUUCCUGAGCCGGCAUCGGCCGCGCUUCGCGCGUUUUGCAGUGCGGCCCAUCAUGAAGCUGCUCGGCGGCUUCCGCUGGGAGCUCCAGCUCUUCGACGAGGACGAGGUUGACCCGGAGAGUGAGCUUUCAUCCCGGGAGACCUGCUCGUGCCUUGAUGACGCUGGCUCCUUCUUCGACGAGCCCGCUGGGAGGCUGGGAGACUUGACUCCGCUCCAGCGCAGAGAGCUGCGGGAAGCACACGCUCUCAUCCAGUCGGUGCGUCACGCACAUGGCGGGUCACCCUCCAUCUUUGCGCUGGCCGAGAGCGGCAGCUGCAGGUACGAGCUGUCGAUGACCUGGGAGUCGUCGCACGUCGCCCUCGUGACGCAAAAGAUAGAGGCGGUGCCGCUCUCGAUGCUCGAGUGCGUCGCCCUCGCACGGGAGCCGGAUCUGAUCCCGCUGCCGCGCUGGCCGGGUCUGCCGCGGAUCGAGCACAUUGCAAACGUGCACGAGUUUGCGCCAAACAAUGUGGUCUACCACGUCGCGAUCGAGCCGUGGGGACCCUUCCCCGGUUACGACUCGGUCUGCUGCGCCGUCGGCGUCGUGCGCAGCGACGUGGGCGGCGACGGCACCGGCAAGGCCUGCGUCGGCUUUGCACGCUCUCCGCCGGAGGACGAGGAGGAGCACCGUGGCUGGAGGGUGCUGCCGCGGCUGCCGCGGCGGGUGCGCAUGCACGUCGACGGCUUCGCGUGGGUGGUCGCGCCCUCCUCCGCGGUCGAGGGCCACAUCGACAUCACCACCUUCAUGAAGACCAACAUCGCCGUCCCGCACUGGCUGAUCCCGCCCUCGCUGGUGCGGUGGGUGACGCCGAAGGUCUUCCGCGGCCUCCUCUCCCUCCUCACCGAGCAGAACAAGGCGCCGUUCCGCGCCCGCGUGGCGGCGGACGAGCGCGGCUUCUACUCGGCGCUCAAGAGGCAGCUCGGACAAACGCUCUGCCGGUACCAUACCCCCGACGGCCUCAAGAUGACCGCCUGCCGCUAGCCCCAUCGAGAGGGGCCGCAUGCCCAUGCAGCGCUCCUUCAGCUCCAUCUUCCCCAGCGGCCAGCUUCAGCCUAACGCUCCUAGUUGAGCUCUCAUGAUGCCAUAGUGCUCUUGUGUACAAUUCGGUGGAUUCAUCCUUGUCGUCAAUCACAGUGUUCGCGCCGUGUCCUCUGACUCCCUGGACCCUCCUCCUCGCCGUCGGCCCGAGCGACCGUGGUUUAGACAGUUUUAGCGGAUAGUUUUUUGCUCUUAUCUGGCAUUUUGGGCUUUAU
Emiliania huxleyi CCMP1516 is the source of this 1313-nucleotide messenger RNA. RefSeq lists its product as hypothetical. Lineage: Eukaryota; Haptophyta; Isochrysidales; Noelaerhabdaceae. The record is from RefSeq and is a predicted model, not a curated record. The transcript is spliced from 6 exons. The coding region runs from base 73 to 1041 and encodes 322 amino acids.